Molecule: messenger RNA, 10668 nt
Organism: Gopherus evgoodei (Goodes thornscrub tortoise)
Lineage: Eukaryota; Metazoa; Chordata; Testudines; Testudinidae
Gene: RAPGEF6
Product: Rap guanine nucleotide exchange factor 6
Exons: 30
Coding region: 1621-6585 (1654 amino acids)
Biological process (GO): positive regulation of ERK1 and ERK2 cascade; small GTPase-mediated signal transduction
Molecular function (GO): protein binding; guanyl-nucleotide exchange factor activity
Source: RefSeq, a predicted model, not a curated record
UUGUCGGGGCCAAGUUUCCAAUUGAGGUACACAGCAGGGGAAACUGCGUCCAGGGCGUGUUAGGGUGACUCCUCAGUGGGCCGCCUGUAUGCCUCGGAGGAGAGUCUGGGUUCUUCCCCGCGCGCGGCACUAAUCGCCCGCCCGCUCAGCUUCUUCAUUGGACCGAAGGAGAUUCACAGUUAGUCAGCCAGGGCUCCUGCGAGCAGGCGGGCUGAGGGAGACCAACUCCGGCCGGUAACUUCCAUCCAGCCUGCCCGCGUCCCGAGACUUCGCCUCACGUUCGCCGGCGCCGGAGCAGUGGGACGCUGCCAGGGGUCCCCGGGCAUGGGGAGCCGGGUCGCCUGCGGGGAGCAUGUGGCGGCUGCCUCCGUCUCCCCCAUGUUCUGCCGCUGAGCUGGGAGCCCGGAGCCCCGAGCGGGAGCCAGCCGCCUGGUGAGCAACUAGGGGGAAGCGGGAACCCCCUGCAACGCCCUUACACAGGCCUCCCGCGCCCCACCACGGAUCCCGCUUCCCUGAGCCCCAGACCCCGGCGCCGCGACUGGCAGCUCCCCGAGCGACCCUGACACCCUCCUGGCCCCUCGUCAGUGACCCUGGCCCCCACACACGGACGUCUCCGGCUUUUCAUCGCGGGCCGCCGCCACCCGUGACUGGCCCAUAAUCACUGGCACCCUACUUCUCCCGACUGACCGGUCCCUAUUCACUAACCCCCCACCGGAUUGAUCCUUUCCUGAACCCCCCCCCCUUCCCAGACUCACCUACCCCUGAUCACUGACCUCCCCCAAUUCCUGGAUCCUUCCAGUCCACUUCUCUUUGAACCCAGCCCUGUGCCCCCAAUUCACCCCACUUCUCCAAGCCUCGCCGUUCAAAUCCACCCCAGACUGGCCCAGCCACUCCCCCAUGUUUUUCCUUUAGCCUGACUCCACUCACCACUUCCUGUAAUCCUGACUUCCUUCACUUCCCUCCUUCACUUCCUAAAUACCUAAUAUUCCUUCAACCCAUGUUACACCCAAAUUUGACCUUAUCUCUUCCAAAACCUGGACCCUGCCUCUAAUAGCCCCAACCCCAAGAACAUAUGCACCAAGCCACUCACCUGGUCCUCCUUCCAAAAAUCAAUAACCACCACCCAGAAUCUCUCUGAAAAUCAACCCUCCCCCUCACUGAGUUUGAUGGAGUGAUGCAAUUCGCCCAUCUCCUGGAUUAUCCUCUUGGGUGACUGAAGAAACUUUUGCUGCUAUUGUUUCAUCAUUUUACUUUUUUUGCACAAAGAUUUUUCUGAAUGUCAUGAGAGAUGAAAGGAAAUUUUGGAUGUUUGCUUCCACCCUUUGGAAGCUGCAGAAGCAAAGGGGAAAUGCACCAAAGGAACUGAGCUCCAUCUAAUUGAGGAAAUCUGUUAUUUGCCAGAUUGCUGAUUUCAUUGGACUGUUGAAAACUUCAGCACAGAGUUUACAUCCUAAUUCAGGGAGGAAUGAAGGGGGUUGAAAAAGAAGCUUACAACAAAAUCUAAACUUGAAGUUUCCAUUGCUUUCCUUUUGACCUGGAAGGGAUCACUUCCUCUCCCCCCCCCCCCCAAGUAAUAAGCUAUUUUUGUGGAAUUCAUAACUGGAGAAUUAAAGUAGUAGAAUGACCUCUCCUGUGGAUCCCAAGAUUAAACAGGCUUUGCGAAAAAAAACAUCAGAAAGGACUCAAGAGGACUUAAAUACUAUCUAUUCUUAUCUUCAUGGAAUGGACAUAUUGUCACAUCUCAGGGAACAUCAGCUAAGAAUAAUGUCUUCAAGUGCUCGCUAUGAAAGAUACAAGGGCAACCAAGUUCUUUUUUGUUCAGACACUAUUGCCAGAUGUUGGUAUAUUCUUCUUUCUGGAUCUGUCCUUAUGAAGGACUCCAUGUUUUUACCACCAUGCAGUUUUGGCAAGCAGUCUGGAGGAAAAAGAGGAUGCGAGUGUAUUAUAUUGGAACCUUCUGAAAUGAUCGUGGUGGAGAAUUCCAAAGACAAUGAAGAGAAUAUCCUGCAAAGAGAAGUUCCCCUCAGGCAGUCUCGGCGAAGGUUUAGGAAGAUUAACCAGCGGGGAGAACGUCAGACCAUCACAGACAAUGUGGAUGCUAGCAGUUAUCUUUCGCUUCCAGCAGAUCUUACCAAGAUGCAUCUUACAGACAAUCCACAUCCACAGGUGACUCAUGUCCCUUCCAGCCAGUCUGGGUGUAGCAUUGCCAGUGACUCUGGAAGCAGCAGCUUAUCGGAUAUCUACCAGGCUACAGAAAGUGAUAUGGGAGAUGUAGAUUUAACAGGUCUCCCAGAAGCACCUGUGGACUCUGAAGAUGAAGAAGAAGAAGAUGAAGAUAUUGACAGAACUUCAGAUCCAUUACUGGGGCGAGAUGUUGUACGAGAGUGCCUUGAAAAAGAACCUGCAGACAAAACGGACGAUGACAUUGAGCAAUUACUGGAAUUUAUGCAUCAACUCCCAGCCUUUGCAAACAUGACCAUGUCUGUAAGAAGAGAACUUUGUUCAGUUAUGAUAUUUGAAGUGGUAGAACAAGCAGGAGCCAUCAUACUUGAAGAUGGACAAGAACUUGAUUCUUGGUAUGUUAUUUUAAACGGCACCGUGGAAAUCAGCCAUCCAGAUGGGAAAACUGAAAGUCUCUGUAUGGGAAAUAGUUUUGGGAUUACCCCUUCUUUGGAUAAACAGUACAUGAAUGGAGUGGUUAGGACCAAAGUAGAUGACUGUCAGUUUGUUUGUAUAGCCCAGCAGGAUUACUGGCGUAUUCUGAACCAUGUGGAAAAAAACACUCAUAAAGUCGAGGAAGAAGGAGAAAUUGUUAUGGUAAAGGAGCACAGAGAGCUAGAUCGCAGUGGAACCAGAAAAGGACAUAUAGUCAUUAAGGCAACACCUGAGCGACUCAUCAUGCAUUUAAUAGAAGAACAUUCUAUUGUGGACCCAACUUAUAUAGAAGAUUUCCUUUUAACAUACAGGACAUUUCUAUCAAGCCCAUUGGAAGUUGGGGAUAAACUGCUGGAGUGGUUUAAAGUGGACAGCCUCAGGGAUAAGGUCACCAGAGUGGUCUUAUUGUGGGUGAAUAAUCAUUUUAAUGAUUUUGAAGGAGAUCCCGCUAUGACACGAUUUCUGGAAGAAUUUGAAAAAAACUUGGAAGAUACGAAAAUGAAGGGUCACCUCAGGUUGUUGAAUAUUGCCUGUGCCGCCAAAGCAAAGUGGAGGCAAAUUACUCUGCAGAAAGCUUCCAGAGACUCGCCACUCUUUUUCUGUCUAGUUGGAGGAAGUGACAAGGGUUUUGGCAUUUUUGUAGAGACAGUAGAAACAGGCAGCAAAGCAGCAGAAGCUGGACUUAAGCGUGGUGAUCAGAUAAUGGAAGUAAAUGGACAGAACUUUGAGAACAUUACAUUUGUAAAAGCUGUUGAAAUCUUGAGGAACAAUACUCAUCUUUCCAUUACUGUAAAAACAAACAUUUUUGUGUUUAAAGAGCUGCUUAGCAGGAUAGGACAGGAGAAAAAUGGAGUCCCCCAUAUUCCAAAAAUUGCAGAAAAGAAAAGUAAUCGCUACUCCAUCCCAGAUAUGCCCGGAGAUAUGGAACAGAUGUUUCCAUGCGAGAAAGGAAACAAGAAAAUCAAAGCAAACACUGUAUCUGGUGGAAGAAACCGAAUCAGGAAAAUUUUAGACAAGACACGUUUCAGCAUCUUGCCUCCCAAACUAUUUAGUGAUGGCAGUGUAAGCCAGUCACAGGAUGACAGUAUUGUUGGAACAAGGCAGUGCAGACACAGUUUGGCCAUAAUGCCUAUCCCUGGAUCACUCUCAUCAAGUAGUCCUGAUCUGUUGCAGCCUACAACCAGCAUGCUGGAUUUUACUAAUCCUUCAGAUAUUCCAGAUCAAGUUAUAAGAGUUUUCAAAGCAGAUCAACAAAGCUGUUACAUUAUAAUAAGCAAAGACACUACUGCAAAAGAAGUUGUGAGUCAUGCAGUGCACGAAUUCAACUUGAUAGGAGCCCCAGAAACCUACUCUCUCUGUGAGGUGUCUGUUAGUCCUGAGGGAGUCAUCAAACAGAGAAGGCUUCCAGAUCAGUUCUCUAAAUUAGCAGACAGAAUCCAGCUCAAUGGAAGGUAUUAUCUGAAAAACAAUAUGGAAACAGAGACGUUAUGCUCAGAUGAGGAUGCCCAGGAGCUGCUCAGAGAGAGUCAGAUUUCUCUUCUUCAACUGAGCACCAUUGAGGUGGCUACUCAGCUAUCAAUGAGGGAUUUUGAAUUAUUUCGCAAUAUUGAGCCUACUGAAUACAUUGAUGACCUCUAUAAGAUGGACUCCAAAACAGGAAAUGCUCACCUGAAACAGUUUGAGGAUGUCAUUAACCAAGAGACAUUCUGGGUUGCCACAGAAAUUUUAACAGAGCCCAACCAGCUCAAAAGAAUGAAGAUUGUUAAGCAUUUCAUUAAAAUUGCCCUACACUGUCGAGAAUGCAAGAACUUCAAUUCCAUGUUUGCCGUUAUAAGUGGGCUAAAUCUGGCACCAGUAGCACGACUCAGAGGUACCUGGGAAAAGCUACCAAGCAAGUAUGAAAAGCACCUUAGAGACCUUCAAGAUCUUUUUGAUCCAUCUAGAAACAUGGCAAAGUACCGCAACAUUCUUAGCAGUCAGAGCAUGCAGCCACCAAUUAUUCCACUGUUUCCUGUUGUCAAGAAGGAUAUUACAUUUCUACAUGAAGGAAAUGAUUCAAAAGUGGAUGGCCUGGUAAAUUUUGAGAAACUUAGAAUGAUUGCCAAAGAAAUUCGACAAGUCGUCAGAAUGACCUCUGCUAACAUGGAUCCAGCUGUAAUGUUCAGACAAAGGAAGAAGAGGUGGAGGAGUUUGGGGUCUCUGAGCCAGGGCAGCACAAACUCAAACAUGCUUGAUGUUCAGGGAGGUGCUCACAAAAAACGUGCUCGACGCAGCUCACUCCUUAAUGCCAAGAAGCUGUAUGAGGAUGCCCAGAUGGCCAGGAAGGUGAAGCAGUACCUUUCCAAUCUGAAUGUGGAAACCGAUGAGGAAAAAUUCCAGAUCAUGUCACUUCAAUGCGAGCCUGCAUAUAGCACUUUGACCAAGAAUUUAAAUGAGAGAAAAGGUGCAAAAUCCUCAGAAAUGUCACCAAUACCCAUGAGGUCAAUAGGUCAAACCACAAAAGCCCAUCUGCAUCAACAAAACAGAAUGAGCCAAGUUCUCCAAGUUCCAGCUGUUAAUUUGUACCCUAUUAGAAAAAAAGGACCAGCUAAGGACCAUGUCACCUUCAGUUCUCCUCAGAAGUCACUCAGUUUGUCUGAGGAAGUAAGUAGUAAGAAACAAGCAGAAGAUAGUAUAUCUAUGGCAUCCUCUUUGCACUCCAGUCCUCCCGCUUCUCCUCAGGGCUCUCCACACAAAGUUGGUAACAUCCAGAGGUCUGAUAACUGUGGUCAAAUGAAUCUCUCUGGUUCCUCCUCAUCGCUUGCCAGUGAAACCAGCAACAAGAACAGUGGGCAACGCAGCUAUGGAAUAGGCUAUGCCCUCAUACCAUCCACUAAAUCUGAUAACUUCUCAGACUCCAGCCACAGUGAGAUCUCAUCGCGGUCUAGCAUCGUGAGUAACUGCUCUGCCGACUCAAUGUCUGCAGCCCUGCAGGAUGAGAGAUGUUUGCCUCAGUCUCUUAUUGUGAUGGAUUCAGCAGGAGGAGUAGAAAGAAAAGAUGUUCCUCAACCAUCGGCUGAGUAUAGCCAGCCUACCACUGGUUGGUCACUAACUAGACCUGCUAUAAUCAGAGGGUUGGCUGUCACAUCUUCCAUGAGUAAUGAGGAGAUCUCCCACGAACAUAUCACAGUAGAAGCUGCAGACAGUGGCCGUGGAAGCUGGACUUCAUGUUCAAGUAGUUCUCAUGAUAAUUUUCAGAAUAUCCAGAACCAGAAAAGUUGGGAUCUUUUGAGUGCUUACCGCCACACUCAUCUAGAUGGACCCAUUGCUGAAGUAGAACCCACAAACUGUUGCUCUGAAGAGACUUAUUUGUAUUCUGAAGCCUUUUCCAAAAAUAACCGACAGUCAAAAGCCAGCACGGAACAUGAUCAAUCUCGGCAAAGCUGGGCCUCGUCGAGCUCUCUGUCAGACACGUAUGAAACAAACUAUGGGACAAUUAAACGGAGAGGGCUGGAGCACUCCACAGCAGAGCAGACUGAGGUUUUGGACUCUAAGCCAACCACUGAUGCAAAUUAUAAAACUGUUACUUCAAGUACAGAAAAAGGCCUGAUAGUGUACUGUGUCACCUCACCUAAGAAGGACGAUAGGUAUAGGGAGCCUCCGCCCACCCCUCCAGGAUAUAUGGGGAUUUCUUUAGCGGACAUAAAGGAAGGAUCACCCCAUCACCCACACUUAAAGCCUCCAGACUAUAGUGUGGCAGUGCAGAGGUCAAAGAUGCUACAUAGUGACCUCUCUAGACUUUCAUCAGCUUCUCUCAGUAGUGAACCAGUGGCCUGUAUUUCAUCGAAGAUGCCUCAAUGGCAUAAACUGCAACCGUCCCAUCCUAAACUAGCAGAUAUGGCUGACGCAGAUAGUGAAGAGGAUGAAGAUGAACAAGUAUCAGCAGUCUAACCAUUGGGCUAUCUAUGAAAACCACUUCAAAUCACAGGGGACGUGGGAAUAUGAACCAUAUGAUUGUUAGCUAAUGCUGACAACUUGCUGCUACUAACCUCAAAAGUUGUAUUUGCCUCAGUUGUGGACAAUAUGAACCUGGCUGGAUCAUAAAUCUCUCUAAUUUACUUCACUCUACCACAGUCAGCUACCACAGCCUAAGAAAACUAUUUAUGCCUGUGAUAUAAACACCAGUUUCCAAGGAGUACAGACUACCUGAGAACUGAAAUCAGUAUGAUGAGAAGGACCAAUCUUAGUACAUUGGGACCACCAAUUGUCAAGAACCACUUGAAACUUGGAAGCAUUCUUCUGUAUAAUACCUUGUAAUUCUUUUGGUAGAUUUCUGUGAUAUAUAUUUUCCCAAUGACCAUUAUAAUUCUAAAAUUAAGGAUGUUAUUUUACAUACUUAAGCAAAAUUGGGGACGCUGCGACAGUAUCUGAAAAAGUAAUUUAUUUAUUUGGAGUUUAUCGGGGAGUUUCUUUUAUUUGUACUGGGAGUGCUCUGGUUGGCUAGUGUGAACGCUGGCAAAGAAAAUGGGUACUAGCUUAGAUACAUGUUAAUAUUCUUUGUGCUAUUGAAACAGACAGGCCUAACAACUCCUUUAGAAAUACCGGGAUUUUGGGUGUGUACUUAAUGUAAAUAGAAUAGAGGAUUUGGAAGUUAAUGUGCAUACAGCAAUGAAACACUGCCAUCUCUUGGUCCUGCUCUAGAAAACCCUGAAAAAUAUGUCUUUAACUAUCAGCCUGCUGGGAAAAUAACUGGAGUUCUUCUCCCACAUUUUUUCUACUUGUACCAAAAUUCAAAUAUUUUAGGUACUGGAAUUAUUUAAAAGGAAAAUUUGUUACCACUCCCAUUAUGGAGUAGACAGAAAAUGUAUUAAUAUAGCAUUUUAACCAUAGGCCAUUGCACAUAAUACAGUAAAUAAAUGCAAAUUUUAUAUCAACACAAGCCGUUAUGGAAUAAUAUUUGUGAAAGUGAACAUUUGAGAUAUAGUACAAUAUAGUAUUAUGAUUCUGAAAACCUACCGCAUUUGUCCAAUGAAUUAGAUUAGAAUGUUUCAAGUUUUAGAGUGAAAUCUUGGCCCAGUUGUAAUCGGUGGGGGUUUUUACUUGGAUGGAGCCACGGUUCAUGUUCUUUUUGUACAAUUAGGGUAAGAUAAGUUGCUUGCUUUAAUUUUACUUAGCCAACCAGAGCACAUGGGGUAAAACUGGAAAUACCUGCAUUUUCUUUCUUGUUCUAGCACGGGAUAACCCAAUCAAACAUUAUAAUUGGAGUUGAAUGUGUGGAUCCAUGUUUUAACAUUUUACUUGUAAAUCUUAAUGGGGAUGUUUACAGACUAAGUUAGAUAGAUGUUUGUCAUUUUACAGGUGCCUCAAAGAAUUUAUAUAUUACGUUAUGAGGAGUUUUAAAAUUUCUUUUAUUUUUUUUCCUGGUGUAGGGCAAAUGCAGCAUUUUCUAAAAAAGACACAAGUACCAAAAACAACCCAAAGCCUUUGAUGCGCAUCACCCAUAUCUACUUGGGACUGAUGUUGACAAACAUGAGAAUGUGUUCGAUCAAACUUUUGCUUAUGUUCAUGUGUGUGCCAGAUUUAAUAUUAUCCUGUGGCUGGAUUGUACUCUGUAUUGAUCCUUGUAUCCUGAAAUCCUAAAUCAGUCAAGAGCAGUAAUGUGGGGAGAGGCUGCCUAAUUCAUAAUUAGUUGAUUGACUAUAUGUUAGAUUUUUUGGUAUGAACAUCUGAGGAGUAAAUAGCUGAAAAAUCAUAUUGAAAAACAGAUUAGCUGUUUCUUAAAGGAUACUUUCUUCUUCGUCAAGGCCUUAAUGUUUACAAUGAACUUGUGUAGGCCUUAAUGAAUCAAGAUUAAUAUAAGUGUCAAAAUGGUCUAGGGCAAAAUGAUUACUUUCAGCAUAUAUAAUGUUAACUUCUUAAUCCUUAAAAUGAUGUCUUGCAAGAUAUAAAUUGCAAAUUCUAGUAAUCCCACAGUAAAUUGUAAUUGUUUGUUAGCUUCUAAGCGGCGUGCACAAUAGGCUUACCAUUUUAAUCAGAAAAUCAUGUGUUUUGUGCCAGGUAAAUUAAGUCCUAAGGCUUCAGUGACCUCAGAUAUUGAUUUGUAGUUUAUUUCAGCCUGUUGAACAAAGGUAAAGGAUUAAGUCUUUGUUCUUGAGGUGACCUCCUUUCUAUCUAAGGGCCUGAUACUGCUUUCACUGAUGUUAGUGGGAAAACUCCCAAUGACUCCCAUGGGAGCUGGAUUGGGGCCCUCAUCUGGUAUCCAUUAAGCCAGCCAUUUGAUAUUGAUUACCCAUUUAAACUUGGUGUUUGCACAUCAGCAUCAAUCUGUUCAGCAGUACUUUUCAGGACAUUGUUUUUAAAGUGAGUAAAAGUCUUGCUAAUCAUAUUUUCCUAUUAGACAGUACAACUAGUGUAAAUAAAUCAUGCAUAAACUAUUGAUAAAUGAGCUACUUUUUCUGCUUCUUCUUGGACAGUGUGGCUUGCCUCUGCUUGUCCUUGCUGUGACUUCGUUUGGUUUUUAAUUCAGCUGAUCACAUUGAUCGGGGACGAUAGCCAAAUGCAGUGUGUCUUGUAUAGAUUUGAAGAGACAUUAUCCCUUUUUUCAGCUUUGAAAAUUGUGAAUUAAGACUGCUUAAUUCGGGUUUUACGUUUCAUGUAAGUGGUAGCUCAUGGAACCAAAAAAUGUGAGCUGACUUACCUGUACAGCACUCUAUCCCUUUGGAUUUCUUUCUCUUACACAGCCCUAACUUCUGCUGAGCAAUUCAUGUCCCCGCUAAUAUUCUUCCUGCAUUUACAUUUUGUUGCUUGCUCUUUCACUAAUUAUUUGUUUGCUCAUAAGUGAUGAGUGAAGGAUUUGAUUUGAUUUGAUUUGAUUUUUUUGCCUGCAUUGUGAUAUUUCAUUGUGCUAUUAAAAUCUCAGCCUUCCAAAUCAUUCAGAAAGAACCUUCCAACCAAUCGUAGUACCUUUAACUUAACUGGCCUCCAUAUAAUGAAAUUAGACAACUGAGCUUCUGUUAUAUUAGUUUACCUGUCCCAUAAAUACAGUUCAGUAAACUAAAGGAGAAUUCCUUCAAAUAUUUGCAAUAUGCAAACUUUAAGUGUUGGACAAUAAGAGGAGUUGAAUGAUCAGCAGUCAUUACCAGAGUGGGAAUAUGAGGCCGUUUCUUACUCGUGCUUAAUCCAAACUCACUGAGUAGAGUCACUGGGGCCAGUGAGGCUUCUUAUGUGGGAGAUGAUUGCAGGGUGAGAUUCAUAGCUUCCUUCUAAUUCUUACAGGUCAUGAUUAUGUGAUGUGCCGAGUGCCAUCCUUGCCCAUUGAAGUCAAUGGGAGAUGGAGGUUGGCCAGCACUUCCAAGGUUGAGCCUAUAGCAAUCAACGUUUGCAGAAAGACUCUGCUUUCUAUCAAUAAUUCUCUUGCAAAAGAUAAAUCUGAAAAGUCUUUCUUCAUUCUUUCUCUCUCAGAUCAUGUGAUUGCAGACAACAAUGCAAAUGUCAUUUUAAGUUUUUAUAUAUAUAUUAGAAUUAGUUUUUUAAAAAAGAUAUACUUAUGACUGCCUUCAGAAAAACAGAUUAGAAAAAAGGGAUACUCUCUCUUUAGAAAAGCUUUAUACAUUUUAUUUAAAAAUGGGGAGAAAAAUCCAUCUGGAAUUCCCAAGUCAGCUUUAGCUUAUGUUGUGCUUUUUUGUUUUUUUAUUUUUAUUUUUAUAUACCUGGAAUGCAGUGUAGCUUGGUAUUAAUAACAUUCUAAAUAUAUGAGCAUAUUGACAAAAACUGCACAGAUGUAAUGAUAUUCCAAUAGCAAUUGUACUGCACAAGUCAGUGAUUGUAAAGUAUUCCGUAACAAGCAAUGUGUCUCCUAUUUUUUGAUACCUCUUACACUUAUGUCUUUUAGAAAGACAGUGCCUCUGUAUGCUUUUUGUAUUUUUACUGAGUGAUUGUAAAUAUUUGUUAUAUUUUUGGUUAAGAGAAUGUUUAAAAGUACUGUUUAUUAUCCAAUCUACUAAUAUGUUGGAAUCAAUAAACAAUCUACAUACA